UUUUUGAGCAUCGUCUUCACCUACCUCUAGUUAAGUCCAGGAAGAAAGAAGGAAUUAUUGAAGAACGUGUAUUAUAGCGAUAAAUAGUUUAAUUUAUAUAUAAUGUCAUUUAAUUAAUCAUCCCAUACGUAUAUUAAAGUAAACACUACAACAAAUUAAUAGGUACCUUCAGUACAAUUACGUAGGUAUCUAUCUACUUCACUUUCUUAUUAUUUUGUUAUAAUGUCUAUAAAAAUGCAAAUUGAAAAGAAAAAGACGCAGGAAGAGAUGCGUCGUUUAAUGGCAGAACGUAAAAAGAAGGACACUAAAUCAACUAAAAUAGACAAUCCGCUGGCUAAAUAUAAUAACGCAGGACAUCUUACCUGCAUCCUUUGCAGUUCAGUGGUUAGAUCCGAAAAUGUUUGGACUGUACAUGUGAACAGUAAACAGCAUAGGGAAAAUGUUGAAAAAGCAAAGAAAUUGAAAGAAUUAACAAACAAUUUUACAGUAAGGAAAAUUAAACACAAAAGUGGUAGUCCACCCAAAGAUGUGCCACCCGAAAAAAAGAUAAAAGGCAUAUUGAAAAAUGCAACUCAACCAACACCAAUAGUUGAAAUAAAACCAAAGAAUAAUGCUCCACAGAUUAUAUCUUACCACAAUGAAGAAAUAAAAAGAUUACCUCUUAAUAAUGUUGUUCAACCUACAACAAGUAAAUCAGAUGAGAUAUCAAGAGUCACUGAUGAAAUAGAUACAAAGGUACUUCAAACAGACCAGCCUAUACCUGAAGGAUUUUUUGAUGAUCCAAUACUGGAUGCUAAGGUAAGAAAUAUUGAAUAUAAAGAUCCAGUUGAAGAAGAAUGGGAAAAAUUCCAAAAAGAAAUAAAGGAAGAAGCUACUGCUUCUGCAGAAAUAAUAGCAGGCGAACAAGAAGAAGCAACGGCAGAACGUCAAAUUGAUGAAAUAGAUGAACAGAUGCGCAACUGGUCCAGAGUUUUGGAUCUUGAAUUAAAAAAAGAAGAAACCAAGAAGAAGAAAAUGGAUAUGGAGCGAAUGAGUGAAGACGAUAUUGAUGAGUCUAGUAAUGAAGACGACAUUGAUGAAUUUUUAGAUUGGCGAGCUAAAAAAUCUUACAUUUAACCUAUUGUUAUUAUAUCUGUAAUGUAUUUCAGGUACUUACCUAAUAUAUUUUCAUACAUGCGAAA
Plodia interpunctella (Indianmeal moth) is the source of this 1181-nucleotide messenger RNA. RefSeq lists its product as uncharacterized. Gene Ontology annotation, biological process: nuclear DNA replication; mitotic DNA replication checkpoint signaling; mitotic DNA damage checkpoint signaling. The coding region runs from base 223 to 1116 and encodes 297 amino acids. The record is from RefSeq and is a predicted model, not a curated record. Gene Ontology annotation, molecular function: nucleic acid binding; zinc ion binding. Gene Ontology annotation, cellular component: nucleus; spliceosomal complex. The transcript has 4 exons. Lineage: Eukaryota; Metazoa; Arthropoda; Insecta; Lepidoptera; Pyralidae.